AUGGCACAAAUGCCCUCAAGGACAAGACCCCCUCAACACAUGACAAGGAAUGUCUACGACCAGCUCUUUCAUCACGGGUCGAGUCUCUCCAAGCUAAGAGAUGCGAUCGCAGCAGGCCGCCUUCUCCAGUCUUCAGAUGGUGGUAUCGGUGUACCAGGGAGAAGUCUAGCAUGGAAGCUGUUCCUCUUGAAAAACGUGCCACUGGAACCUCCACCUCACGAAAUAGCAGUACCACCGCUGGAGGCUUUACGCGCCUACAGGAAGCAGUACUCCGAGCUACUGCUGGAGAAGAUGCGUGCUCCAGAUGGAUCUUAUGAUGAGACUUUUGUCGUGCCAGGCCUCACCAUUCCAAGGAGGAACGUCAAGCCGCCGACGGACUUGGAGAUGAACAACCCUCUUAGCUUACAUGAUGAGAACCCUUGGAGGGAAUGGUUUGCAGCUGUAGACCUCCGGAAGACUAUCCAGCAAGAUGUUGAGCGGACUUUCCCUGAUAUAGGCUACUUUCGCGACGAUGAUGUACAGCAGCAACUCACUAAUAUUUUGUUCCUAUACGCUGUCAUGCAUCCCGAUAUUGAAUACCGGCAAGGCAUGCAUGAGCUACUUGCACCCGUGUACUAUGUUGUAGAUUAUGACUCCACUGCCGAUGACGCUACAUCAUCGUCGGACGAAUCUGUCUUUCGGGAGGUUUGCUCGCGGACGUGGAUUGCGGCUGAUUCAUGGGCACUUUUUUGCGCGAUCAUGAGCGAUAUCUCCAAGUGGUACGAGUGGCGCGAACCGUCAUCUGUCGAAACGUCCUCUGCCCGUGGUCAAGUUAACUUUAAGCCGUACAUGUCACCUAUUAACCUGGCCUGCAACCACAUUCAAAAUAAUCUUUUGAAAUCCGUCGAUCCCAUUCUUCACGGCGUGUUGCAGAGCUCGGGCAUCGAGCCACAAAUCUAUGGCUUACGAUGGCUUCGCCUGUUGUUCACUCGUGAACUUUCUAUGGAUGAUGCGAUGAUAUUAUGGGACGGGCUAUUCGCGAACCCAAUCCCAAUUUCUGAGCUCGCUCAGUGGAUAUGCGUGGCUAUGCUUAUACGGAUACGAACCAAAUUGAUCGCAUCGGACUAUAGCAUGCAACUAACAUACCUGUUGCGAUACCCUCCUUCUCAGGCGGAAGAUGGAGCCCCGCAUCACGCAAUCCUACUACUUCGUCAAGCAUCGUCGCUGGAAAUGUCCCGUACACCCUCCGCGGGCGCGGUUGUGAUGACUGAAAACCGCAACCUUCUAAAUAUUCCCCUGGAAGUACCUGAUCCACCUGCCCAAACGAGGCGGAGGGCACGUCCUCCGAUUUCCUCAUCAGAUUUUCAUGGAACUUCCUCUGCGCAAGGAGAGCAUAUGCGUCAAUCGCCCUCGUUCCAGAUAGGGCUCCCAGAAUUGAUUGCUCGGGGUCUCAUGGAUCGCGGGGAGAGCCUUGGGAUCAACAAGACUGUAAUGAAUGCGGUGUCCGAACUAAGGGUAAGCCUAGACAAUAUUGAGAUAUCGGCGCCGUAUGCGGCAUAUCCCUUGCUCGACGAGCAGGUGACAGAUGAAAGGCAUGUUUCGGAGAACGACCGCCGCAUGGAUACGGAACGAGAACUGAGAGCGCAGAAUAAACGCCUUGGUGAAUCGAUUACUUGGAUACUAAGCGUUUUACAGUCCAAAGAAUCAUCGGAAGCCAAGGAUGAGGGUGUUGCGAGAGUUUCGGUGCAGCAUAAAGAGGCUCUCGAGUCACUGGCUUAUGUGAGGGACAUCUUAGGUGGGGAGGUCAAGGAGAUUGAUGAACGCCGUCUGUGGGGGGUGGUAGAAUACAAUAAGCGUUUGGAAGGUCAGCGCAAGCAGGAGUCUAGGGAAGCAUCUGUCUCCCAACCAAGAAGACAACGUUCAAUCACGAGCCCUACAAACGAGCACCCAGUGCCACCGUUGCAGCGGGAAGUUCGAAAUUUUCUCCCCAACACGUCUGGGACUCCUGUGUUUCUUCGGUCAACGACAUCUGCUCCAUUACACUCUUCUUCGAUGACCUCAAAGGCGAUUCCUAUGGCAUCCUCGACUCAUAAUCGCGUUCAGUCAUCGACUGGGGUGUUCCCCGUCAAGCCGAUUACGAUGCAGCGGACACCCCUUCGCCUAUCAUCUAAUAAUCCCUUCCAACGCACGCCUGAUGUGGGUGGGAUGCCGCCUGCGGCCGUCACAAGCGAUCAAAGUCCGAAGAUCCGAAGUGAAGUGCAGCAGCACGAUCCGCUGGGAGUUCUCAAGUAG
Suillus plorans is the source of this 2271-nucleotide messenger RNA. Its product is annotated as rab-GTPase-TBC domain-containing protein. The record is from RefSeq and is a predicted model, not a curated record. NCBI's taxonomy places the organism in Eukaryota, Fungi, Basidiomycota, Agaricomycetes, Boletales, Suillaceae. Gene Ontology annotation, molecular function: GTPase activator activity. Gene Ontology annotation, biological process: activation of GTPase activity. The transcript is spliced from 9 exons. The coding region runs from base 1 to 2271 and encodes 756 amino acids.